AUGAGCAACACAACAACAACAACAUUUAACAUGACCAACCUAUAUACUUCUCUGGACCAGUCGGUCCAGACAAAUGUUACAGAUCAAUCAAGACAAACACUUCCAGCUUCAGCUCCAGCUCCAGCUUCAACACAAACACUGUUUAUUGAAUCCUAUCAAAUGGCCGACAUACUAUUGCAACUGUUUAAUAAUAAGGAGUUUCAAACAAUCGAUAACCUUAUCAAUCAAUGUGGAUUCAGCGUCAACGCCCAGAAUCAGCAGGGUCUCUCCAUUCUCCACUCGUCCGUAAUCAACAACAAUCUUAUCUACUCUCAGUAUCUGCUGCUGAAGGGCGCCAACCCCAACCUGCAGACCAUGGCCCAGGUCACCCCUCUCCACCUUGCCCCAAACCUGGAAAUGGCCGGCACACUGAUCGCCGCUGGUGCGCACAUCAACGUCGUAGACGAGGAGGGCGACUCACCGGCCCACUACGCCAUCCGCGAGUCGCGUGCUCCCGUCCUGGAUCUCCUGCUAAAGUGCGGAGCCAAUGCCAACCUGACCAAUGAUGAUGGCGAGUCCCUGUUACAUCUGGCCGCUGCCCUGGGCGACGAGCAAAGCUGUCGUCUUCUUGUGGAUGCUGGUGCGGACCUCAGAAGCAUGGAUGGCAGUGGAUCAACACCUCUGCUGGAGGCCAAAAACAAUGGUCACAUGCCAGUUGUGCUGUAUCUGAACAACUGUGCCGCUCAGCAAGUGGCCAAUCACAACAACAAUGCUGGCUCGAUGUUCCCUUACACUCACUACUCGGACCUGCAAGCCGGUAUCCCCAGCGGCGCUGCCUACUCCAACCACUUUUUU
Messenger RNA from Acytostelium subglobosum LB1, 834 nucleotides. RefSeq lists its product as hypothetical. The transcript has a single exon. Gene Ontology annotation, molecular function: protein binding. The annotation marks the transcript as partial. The record is from RefSeq and is a predicted model, not a curated record. NCBI's taxonomy places the organism in Eukaryota, Evosea, Eumycetozoa, Acytosteliales, Acytosteliaceae.